Molecule: messenger RNA, 693 nt
Organism: Rotaria sordida
Lineage: Eukaryota; Metazoa; Rotifera; Eurotatoria; Philodinida; Philodinidae
Source: the annotation of a GenBank genome assembly
AUGGCUCUUCAUCUUCUCGAAGCUACUCUAACACAAGGUUCAUCUUGUUCAGCUGAUGAUAUAGCUGAACUUGAAAUUCAUAUACGAAAAGAAAUCGAACGUUAUGUUCAAUUAGAAAUUGAACGAGAACUUUAUGAACUUAUUCAAUCAACAACAAAUGAUAGUACAUUAUUAACACCAUCAAUAUGUUCAAUUUAUCUAUCAAAUGGAGAAAUAAAUAAUGAAACAUCAAAAAAACGAAUUAAAGCAGAUAGUGAUGCAGCUAAAAUAAGUGCUAAAACAAAUAUGGAACUUGAUCAACAAUUAACAGAAUUAAAAAAUAAAUAUUUAACUAAAAUUACUGGACCAUUAUCAACAUUAGAAGCUUUAAAACUUAUUAUUGAUAAACAAAUAAAUGAAAAAAAUCAAUUAGAAAAUGAAAUUCUUAAACUUAAACAAUUAUAUAAUGAAUAUAAUCAAUAUGAUGAAUAUUCAAUGAAAAUGUUAGAAAAUAUUAAAAUUCUUAAUCAUACACAAUUAACUGUAUCAAAACAUGAAUCAUUAUUAGAUUUAAAUAAUCAAAAUAAUUCUAAUGAUGAUAAUAUUGAUAUUGAUCAAUUUGAACAAUUAUCAACUUUACUAUUACAUAAAAUACUUCAUUUACCUUUAAUUGAUAUGAAAGCUAAACAUUUACAUAAACCAGAACAAAAAUAA